AUGGUCAUCGGACUUCUCAUCCUCACCUCGAUUCCCACCGUCACAGGUGUCGCUCAAGCUAUUCAUGGCCAGAAGAAGCACAAGGAGCGCGAGAAGGAUGCAAGGCGCAUGCAAAAAUUCUACAUCGACGUCAGCUGUGAAGCCCAGAACUCUCGGAUACGUGAAAUCCACGAGAAGAGACUCGUUCUGAGAGAUGACCGUGUGUGGAUAGGGCCGCAUGAAGCUUUGAAUCCGUGCAAAGAAGGAUAUGUCGCCGAAGCGUUCUAUAUCGAGUAUCCAGACAACGAGAGAGUUCCCGUUCCCAUGGGCCUUGUUAGCCAAGUUCGAGACGAUCCUCCGCUGUUGAACUGGAUAUACGUGGACAAAGACACGAUGGAGCUGAGAUAUGGCAAUAAAUCAGCCAGUAUAGAGCACCAUGUCGGACCGUGGGAUUGGACAGAAGACGAACAACGUAUAACUUUUGAUGAAAGCGAGGCCUUUGUGGCUGUCGAAGACACCUCCACGCGACAAUGGCAGCUAUAUUAUGACAUGGAAAAUGACGGACUCAAUGGUUUUCUUGCGAAGGGUAGACGGAGAUUCCAGAUCAAGCUGGAGCGGACUUUGAUACCAGGAGCAGAGGGAGGGAAAUAA
Molecule: messenger RNA, 630 nt
Organism: Fonsecaea pedrosoi CBS 271.37
Lineage: Eukaryota; Fungi; Ascomycota; Eurotiomycetes; Chaetothyriales; Herpotrichiellaceae
Exons: 2
Coding region: 1-630 (209 amino acids)
Source: RefSeq, a predicted model, not a curated record